UCUUUUCUUGUUCAUCAGUUUUGAGUAUUAAUAAUUUGAUGGCAGCUUAUAGUGCUGUAAUUUCUCUUCUUCAAACUCUUGUUGAUCAACAAAAUAUUCCAGAACUCUUUCAUGUUCACACUGCCCAAACGCUUGAUUCUCUUUAUGCUACUGCUGAAUAUUUUCAACAUGUCCUUGAAAAUAUUCGCAAGAGUAGUAGAUUUGCCAGUGAAAAGAUCAAAUCUUUGGAGGACAAAAUAAGAGUUAUUAGUUAUGUAGAAGAUGUUGUUGAGAUAAAAAUUUCUCAAAUUAUCAAAGGCUCAAGCAGGACAUUUGGAGUUUUACAACACCAGGGUUUGCUACCACUUGUUGAAAAAAUGGAUACAAUAAAGAAACAAGUGAUGGAGAUUCUUUCUCAUGAUGCUGAUCAAGUUCUUGAAUUAUCUGAGGAUUCCUUGAUUGACACUUCUUCUACAAGUUAUCCAAUGUUGGAAGAUGAUAUUGUGCACGGACUUGAUGAUGACUUGAAGAUAAUAGUUAAAAGAUUGACAGGACCACCGUCGGAUCUAGACAUUGUCACAAUAUCAGGCAUGGGUGGCAUUGGCAAAACAACACUCGCUAAAAAAGCUUAUGAUCAUCUAACAAUCAGGUAUCACUUUGACAUUCUGGCCUGGGUUACAAUAUCUCAUGAAUUUAGGUGUAGAAAUGUGUUUUUAGAAGCUUUACGUUGCAUUUCAAAGCAAACAGAUAUUGUGAAUACAAAAGAUUAUGAUAAGAUGGAUGACAAUGAGUUAGCUGACCUAGUACAGAAAAAGCUAAAGGGUCCAAGAUACCUUGUUGUUGUUGAUGAUAUUUGGAGUAGGGAUGUUUGGGAUAGCUUAAGAGGAAUAUUUCCUGAUUGUAACAAUAGGAGUCGAGUCCUAUUGACUACUAGGGAAACUGAGGUAGCAAUGUAUGCAAAUACUCGUAGCCCUCACGAGAUGAGCCUUUUGAGUUCAGAAAACGGUUGGAGGUUACUUUGUGAUAAGGUGUUUGGACCAAAACAUGAUCAUCCUCCUGAAUUGGAAGAAAUUGGAAAGGAAAUAGUAGAAAAAUGUCAAGGACUACCCUUAACAAUUUCAGUGAUUGCGGGACAUCUUUCUAAAAUGGCCAGAACAUUAGAAGAUUGGAAGAAUGUUACCCGAAACUUAAGUGAAAUUAUUGCUAGUCAUCCAGAUAAAUGCUUAGGAGUGCUCGGUUUGAGUUACCACCACUUGCCUAAUCGCCUCAAAGCUUGCUUUCUUUCUAUGAGUAGUUUCCCAGAGGAUUUUCAGGUUGACACUCGGAGAUUGAUCCACUUAUGGAUUGCAGAAGGUUUCAUAAGGACUUUUGGAAAUGGUAAAUGUUUGGAGGAAGUGGCAAUGGAUUAUUUAAAGGACCUUAUUAGCAGGAACUUGAUACAGGUUAGAAAAAGGAGAUUCAAUGGUGAGAUAAAAGCAUGUGCAAUGCAUGAUCUACUGCGUGAGUUCUGUUUGAUAGAAGCUGAAAUGGCAAAGUUUAUGCAUGUUGAGAGAACUCACCCUUCUCUUCCAAGACAAAAGCAUAAUGUUUGUCGCUUCAGUUUUCAAACAAAAUUUUAUUCAGUUGAUGAUUGUUGUAAGCUAUUACCCCCUAUUUCCAGAUCUAUCUACUUAUUUUCUCACUUGGAUUUACCUUUUUCACCCUGUAUUAAUCUUCUUGGGCUAUUUCCCAUCUACCGCCGUGAUCCUAUAAUACUUGAAUUUUUCUCUCGUUUCAUCCUUCUCAGGAGACUUCCCAUCUACCAUCGUAUAAUACAUGAAUUUUUCUCUCGUUUCAACCUUCUCAGGGUAUUGGUCAUCUUCAAUAAUGUUUUAAUGUUAGAAUCAUUUCCACUUGUGAUUACAAAGUUGUUUCAUUUGAGAUAUCUCCAAGUUCGAUUUGAUGGAGAUAUUCCUGAAUCAAUCUCAGAGCUUCAGAAUUUGCAAACUCUAAUUUGUAGUGGUAAUUCUUCGUAUAGAACUUUACCUGAGAAUAUAUGGAUGAUGAAGAAGUUGAGGUAUAUAAGUCUGUCUAGGAGAGCCACUUAUUUACCCAGUCCUAGAAGAGAAAGUAUUCUAAAUAAGCAUGUUGGGAUGCCAAAUCUAGAGGAGCUUUCUGGUCUUUGUUACACCAGUUGUACAAAAGAAGUCUUUUCUGGCAUUCCCAAUCUAAAGAGACUGAUCAUUCAUCUGCCUUUUUUCUCAUUCAAGAAUUUUCCCAAUUAUUGGCUCAUGGAUUUGUCUAGCUUGAGAAAACUCGAAGCAUUCAAAUUUUGCUGGGACUUUAAUUUGUUUUACCCCAUCAAGAGUUUUGUUCUUCCAACAUCACUUAAGAGGUUGACUUUAGCUAAGUUUUUGUAUUUUCCUUGGGAAGACAUAUUAUCAACUGUUAUCAUGUUGCCUAAUCUUGAAGAGCUCAAACUCAAACAUUGUAUAGCCAAGGAUUUUGUAUGGAGAUUGAGUGAUAAAGACAAGUUCAAAAGCUUGAAGUUGUUGUUACUGAGUAACACAAAUCUUAAGCGUUGGGAAGCUAGCAGUGAUAACUUCCCAAAUCUAAAACGCCUCGUUCUGAAGGAUUGCUACAGGCUGCAAGAAAUUCCAGCAGAUUUUGGGGAAAUUUGUACUUUAGAAUCAAUUGAGUUACAUGAUUGCAGCGCUACCGCGGAGGAUUCUGCCAGAAAUAUUGAACAAGAACAAGAGGACAUGGGAAAUAAUUUUCCUAAGGUUUACAUCCAUAACAGUCGCCGGAAAUUGGAACUUAUUUUAAGGGACCAUCUAAUGAUCUAAUAAUGCUAUCUGAUGUACUGUAAUAUCUACUUUGUUUUUAUGUGAUAGUUCGUAAUGGAUAAGGUUUCAAGCUAUUAUGUAUAAGAAUCGAUGGUUUCACACUUUGAAAAAUAUCAUGAACAAGUGGUUGUUUCCUUAAGCUAAAUUGCUCAAAGACCCAUUCUUUCUGGGAAUAGACACACUUCAGUUUGAUUCA
This is a messenger RNA of Solanum dulcamara, 3000 nucleotides long. Its product is annotated as putative late blight resistance protein homolog R1A-3. Gene Ontology annotation, biological process: defense response to other organism. Gene Ontology annotation, molecular function: ADP binding. The coding region runs from base 39 to 2804 and encodes 921 amino acids. Lineage: Eukaryota; Viridiplantae; Streptophyta; Magnoliopsida; Solanales; Solanaceae. The record is from RefSeq and is a predicted model, not a curated record. The transcript has 2 exons.